GUCCAGCUCAGCUCUGAGCACAGGAAGGACCCAGACCCUUCUGUGGCUGUCCCAGGUGCUGAAUGCCGUCCCCAUCCUACUGCGCAUCCCAGGGGUGGCUAAGAAGGCCUUGCCUGCACUAAAGGACUUCUUGUACCUGCUGGAUAACCUGUUGACAGAGCAUAAGACGACCUGGGAUUCGGCCCAGCCACCCCGAGACCUAACUGACGCCUUCCUGGCCGAGAUGGAGAAGGCCAAGGGGAACCCCGAGAGCAGCUUCAAUGAUGAGAACCUGCGCAUGUUUAUUUCUGACCUCUUCAUGGCAGGGAUGGUGACCACCUCGACCACGCUGGCCUGGGCCCUGCUUCUCAUGAUCCUGCACCCGGAUGUGCAGC
Octodon degus (degu) is the source of this 374-nucleotide messenger RNA. RefSeq names its product cytochrome P450 2D17-like. The transcript has 2 exons. The annotation marks the transcript as partial. Gene Ontology annotation, biological process: xenobiotic metabolic process; arachidonate metabolic process. Gene Ontology annotation, cellular component: cytoplasm; intracellular membrane-bounded organelle. Lineage: Eukaryota; Metazoa; Chordata; Mammalia; Rodentia; Octodontidae. Gene Ontology annotation, molecular function: heme binding; iron ion binding; oxidoreductase activity, acting on paired donors, with incorporation or reduction of molecular oxygen, reduced flavin or flavoprotein as one donor, and incorporation of one atom of oxygen. The record is from RefSeq and is a predicted model, not a curated record.